This is a messenger RNA of Dothidotthia symphoricarpi CBS 119687, 1324 nucleotides long. RefSeq names its product glycoside hydrolase family 28 protein. The record is from RefSeq and is a predicted model, not a curated record. Bases 1 to 1248 code for a protein of 415 amino acids. The transcript is spliced from 4 exons. Gene Ontology annotation, molecular function: polygalacturonase activity. Gene Ontology annotation, biological process: carbohydrate metabolic process. Lineage: Eukaryota; Fungi; Ascomycota; Dothideomycetes; Pleosporales; Dothidotthiaceae.
AUGAUCGCCUUGGAAUCGAAGGCCAGUGCGACAGUAGAACGUAAGAUCUGUACAGUAAAAGCAAGCGGCACAUACCAGACCGAUGAUGCCCCUGCGAUACGUGCAGCCUUCGAGGAAUGCGGGCAGCAUGGCAAAGUCGUUUUCAACCCUACGACAUACUAUGUGAACUCCGUAAUGAGAGUCAGCGGUUUGAACGACGUUGACAUUGACAUUCAAGGAGAACUCUUGUGGAGCACAGAUAUUCGGUAUUGGCUCAACGCCUCCCUGCCAGUUGGAUACCAGAAUCAGAGCACUGCCUUCAUACUCGGAGGCGACAAUGUUCGCAUCAAUGGACAUGGGGUGGGAACACUUAAUGGCAAUGGUGAUUACUGGUAUGAAUGGAUCCGGCAACAACCGAAUACUUCGAACUACCCUGGUCGGCCACACGCAAUCACCUUCAAUGGGCUUACCAACUCUGUGGUAAAGGGUCUCAAAUUUCUGCGGAGCCAAAUGUGGACCAUGUCGAUUAUUCAUAGUCAUGAUAACGUAUGGGAAGACAUCUUUGUCAAUAACACCGGGAACAAAGUCUCUAGUUCAAACACUGACGGCGUCGACACUUUCUUCUCGUCCAACCUCCUCUUCCGCAACCUGACUGUCUACAAUGGCGAUGACUCCUUCUCCUGCAAAGCGAACAGCACCAACAUCACCCUCAUCGACUCAAAAUUCUACCACGGUCUUGGUAUCGCUAUCGGUUCCAUCGGGCAGUACAACGACCAAUUCGAGACCAUCGAGAAUAUUCGCGCCGAGAACGUUUACUUCGAGGAUACACUACACGCAUUCUACGUCAAAACAUGGACAGAUGAUCAGAACGGAUAUCCACCAAAUGGCGGAGGAGGAGGCUUAGGUUUCGCAGAGAACAUGUCAAUGAAGAACCUGACGAUCAAGGGCAUGCGCGGAGCAGCGUUCUCGAUCAGUCAGUGCACACGAUUCAGCGGUGCACCAGGAGCGGGAAAUUGCACAAACAGCCAGUUCCAGGUCAGAGAUGUUGAUAUUCAGGGUAUGAAGGGCACUACAAAGGAUCGCCGGACGAUCAGUUUGCAGUGCAGUGCUGUGGCGCCGUGUACCGAUAUUGCGGUGAGUGACGUAAAUUUGAGAUACACCAACGGGACGAGUGUAGCAAACUACCUUUGCGGAAACGUUGUGGGGAAUCAUGGAUUCAACUGUACCGGGCCAGUGUGUGUUGGUGGAAGUUCGACGGGGGGAUGUUGAGCUACGCGCUCCGAGGCAGACUCAAAGGUCGGUUGUUACUAUGGGUAUAAUAGACUAGGGUGCAAGGAAAAUCGCG